Molecule: messenger RNA, 1536 nt
Organism: Lecanosticta acicola
Lineage: Eukaryota; Fungi; Ascomycota; Dothideomycetes; Mycosphaerellales; Mycosphaerellaceae
Source: the annotation of a GenBank genome assembly
AUGGUUCUGGGUCACCGGAAGAGCUCGCUGUCCCAAAGUAACCGGGCGUCCGGUGAGGAGACGCGCAGCGAUGUCGAGGAGGACGAGACCGUCGUGUCCUCGGAGCAGGGCUCAGUCCUGUCCCAUAUCAUCUCACAACUGCGUCCCGGCGCCGACCUGUCCCGCGUGACUCUGCCUACCUUCAUCCUCGAGCCGCGAUCAAUGCUGGAGCGCAUCACCAACUUCAUGGCGCAUCCAGAGACCCUACUGCCCAUGCCGGAGAUCGAAGAUCCCAUCCAACGUUUUGUGGCCGUGACGAAGUUUUACCUCUCUGGCUGGCACAUCAAGCCACCAGGAGUCAAGAAGCCACUCAACCCGAUCCUGGGCGAGACCUUCUCCGGCUACUGGGACUACCCAGACGGCACGCGAGGAUACUACAUCAGCGAACAGACCUCACACCACCCGCCCAAGAGCUCCUACUUCUUCAUGGCACCCGAGCACCACAUCCGCAUCGACGGCACACUCAAACCACGCAGCAAGUUCUUGGGAAACAGCGUUGGAUCGUUUAUGGAGGGCAUUGCAGUAAUGCGAUUCUUGAACAGAGAGGAGAGAUAGUGAGGCAUUCCGGCGGUCCCGCUCGUGUUGCUACGAGACUGACUUUUCUGCAGCUUCAUCACGCAGCCAAACAUGUAUGCGCGCGGCAUCCUCUUCGGCAAGAUGAAGUACGAGCUGGGAGACCAUGCGACAGUGAAGUGUCCGGAGACGGGCUUGGAAGUUGACAUUGAAUUCAAAGUAAAAGGCUGGGUCGGAGGCGGAUACAAUGCCAUUGCGGGCUUCAUCAAGGACGGCAAGAGCGGCAAGAAUCUAUACGAAUUGAGCGGACACUGGCACGGCGAGAUGUUGAUCAAGGACCUCGCAACGGGCAAGAAAGAGGUGCUCUUCGACGCCACACACGCCAAACCCUCGAUACCGAAGAGCAGACCACUGGACGAGCAAGCUCCUCGCGAAAGCCAGAAGCUCUGGUACAGCACCACUCAGGCCAUCAAGAAGGCCGAUCAGAAGACGGCCACGGACGAGAAAUCCAGGAUCGAAGACGAGCAGAGGAGAGAAGCUGCUGAGAGAGGCGAGACUGUAUGGAGGCCGAAGCUUUUCAAGCCGGCACCACCGGGCGAUGAGCAACAAUUGGACUGGAUCAUUGAUGCACACGUGGACGACAAGGGACCACCAGAGAAGCAGAUUGAACAGAUCCUUGCCAUUGCGCCCAUAAUACCUGGACAAAGCGCGUCCGAGGGGUUCCAACAAGAACAUGCACUCCCUUCGCAGCAAGGCAAAGCCCCGUCACAGGUGCAACCACAAGACCAGAAACCAGGUCCAUCACAAGGCGAUCUGAUUGACUUUGGUCAAAACGAAGCUCCUUCGCAACCAAACGCACCGGCGGCGGCAGGAUCGAGUGGCCUUCAACAGCCACUUCGACCCACGAAGUCACAGCGGGGAGGUCCGAUCAAGCGGUCGGAUAGCAUGGGCGGCGAGGAGGUUUUCAUGGAUGCGGAGUCAUGA